GUGAGUCCCAGAAGUAUGACUACAGAGUAUUUGACUUUGGUAAGAUUAUUUAGCUCAAUGGUUAUUUUGAUUGAUUAGAGCUCUCUUAAUGGAGUCAUGGGGGUUUAAAUCCUACUGGAAUGAGUUGAAAUAAUGUGGGGUGAUGUAGUAAAGAGAGCAAUUAUAGAGAAUAUUAGAAGUUUUCCUGGUAAAGAGAGCAAAGAAACUGACAUUGGAUGGGACAUGCAAUUAACAGGGUUUUCUUCAGAUAAAUUAAAUUAGGUAACUUUGUAUAUCAAUGGGUAUGAUCCUAUCUAUAGAAAGGGAAAAAUUGAGGGUCUAAAAGAGAAAGCUUAAUUGAAGGGGUAAAGUUUUGAGAAGGCAGUUGAGGAUGAGAUCCAGAGUGUAAGAGGAGAAACUGGUCUUUGGUUAGAGAAGGGAUAUUUAUUCCAUUUUAAUGGAAGGGAAGACAGAUUGUAUGGGUUUGGAAUCAGGUUGGUAGAAUUGGUGGUAACAAGGCAAAGUAGUUCUUGUCUGUUUGCAUUUAUUUUCUCUUGGGAGUAUAAGGCAAAUUCAUCAGCUGAGAGUGGGAAAGGAGUAGAUGUUGGAGAUUUCAGAGAGAGAUAGGAGAGAGUGUUUGGAAUACCAUCUUGGAAAGAGAAAUAGGGAACUGACCAUCUUGGAUGCCCUUUGAGGUAUGUGUGAUGAAUUUGAUGUGAGUCCAGUCAGCACAGUUGUUGGAUUUUUCUCUUGGCAUGUCCAGCUUCAAGGAUGCAGUCAAGAAUUAAGAGGAGAGUUGGGUUUGACCAAAGCUGAGGCUUUGCCAGGUGAGUACAAUAAAGAAGAAAAGGGGCAAGGAAGUUAGAGUUGUUUUCAGUGAAGUGUGUAUGACAUUAGAUAGGAAAUCUAAACAACAUAGAAGAAAAAUAAGGCUAUAUGGCAGUGGGAGAUUGAAAAAAUGAUUAGGAUCGAUGAAUAAGAGGGCUCCAUGAGUUUGGAGAAUUACUGGAGUGGAAGUACUAGGGGAAGUAGGCUGGAAAGAUAGGAAAUGAUGGUGAGAGGGUAGAACGUUUUGAGCAGAGAUUUCAGAGGUGGUAUAGUGAUGACAAGGAAUGGAUUGGUUAGGUGAUGAAAAGGUGACUGAGUUUAGAGGGAAGGAAAGAUUGUUGGAGUCAGGAGAGAGGGCAGGGGUUGAUGGCUCUUCUGCGUUGGUGUAGAGACUUACUGCAGGAGCUGUGGUGAAAAAGGAUCUGUUGCUUAAGUUUCCAGUCAAUGAGGCAGGAUGAUUGUGUAGAAAGGUUGACAGAAGAGGCCUUAGAAAGGCCUGCUUGCCAAAUUGACCUUUGUCUGACAUCUGAGAACCUAGGUUUUGAGAGGGUUCCCACCAUUUCCAGAAAUGAUGAAAAGUGGCUCACUGUGCCUAAACUAUGGAAACAAUGUGGUUUAUGCUGAACACCUGAUUUCUUUCUGGGACUCUGGGACUUGUAUAUGCUAGGCACAGGAUGCCUACAUGACCAGGCCCUAGGAAAAUCCUUGGGCACUAAGUCUCUGGUGAGCUUCCCUGGUCGACAACAUUUCACACGUGACAGCACAAUUCAUUUCUGGAGGAAUUAAGUAUGUGCUGUGUGACUGCAAUUGAGAGAGGAUUCUUGGAUACUUGUGUCUUGUUUCCUCUUGGCCCAAUGUACCUUUUUCCUUAGCUCACUUUGUUUCAUAUUCUUUUGCUGAACUAAAUCAUAGUUAUGAGUCCUGUGAGUCCUUCUAGCAAAUUAUCAAGCCAGAGGAUUAUGGGUUAAAGUCUGGUAAUACUCUAAACAAGACAGGGACUUGGAAAGCUGAAUGAAAAAUGGUUGAAAGUAAUAUUUUCCUGAUUUUUAGGUGUUGAAGUACGUGGAUCAUGGUGUGCAGAGACAGACAACCUCCACUGGGGGGCAGUGUAAAGGGCGCAGGAUCCUCAGGAGACAGAUUUCAGCUAAAGCAAGUGGGUGAGGUCAUGGCUAAAGAGGUUGAAGGUAUAGUGGAGUUGGCUGGCAGUGAUUAGGGUUUCUGUAAAAGCCACUGUUUGAGCGUUCUGUUGGUGCCAGUGGCUGGGGAUUGCAGGAUAAGGGAUUGGAGAUAGAUUGAUGUGUUCCAUAGGUAUCAGUGGUUGAGGAACCUGUAAGAAUAUGUGAUUGGGGUGUUGGUGGGGGCAAGUGAUUAGAGACAUCUCUCACUGUUAGUGAUCGGGAUAUUUGUCAGGAUCAGUCAUUUUGGAAUUACAGGCUCCAUGAUUGGGAGGCAAGUGACAGUCGUUGAGGUUUAUAAGGAAUCAUUGAGGUUAGAGAUUGCUUGCCUGUGGAGGUAAGGGGUUAUCUUUAAAUGUUAAACAAACAUGUUUGAAUGUACAUUUAUUAGUAUCAAAAUUCUCCAAUAACUGUGUCAUCCUUCUUUCACCUGCCUAAUAAGGGGAAAACUUUAACGUGCAUUCAUUUCUUUCCUGUCCCCAACCCCCUACCAAGUUAUAGUCCAACUCAUUUUUCUUACAUCAUACUCCUUGACUUUAAGGAUAGUUUUAUAAGAAUUGCACAAGGACAUUAUCAAGUUACAUGGAUGUAACUAGACAUUUUACUGGCUUUAUUAUUCAUAGCUCUGUCUUUUCAUAUAUUAAGUCUUUACAAAUCUCAAAAUGUUUAUUCUGAUCGUUUUAUUUUUAAAAUGUUUUUGUUUUUAAAAUUCAUUCCUUUUUUUUCUCCCCCUCUUCCUUCUCCUCCUUCCCUGCCUCUCUCCUUCUAUUUUUAAAGUACAUAGGUAAUAUAUUUUCUGUGUCCUUAUAUGCCCUAAAUACUUUACUUUUGCCUCCAAAUAUAAAUGACUUUUGACUGAUUAUAAAAAUUAGCGGUCUCAAUUCUUCUACCUCGGAACUCUAUAAACACUAUUCCAUAAUCUUUUUGUUAUAGAAGAAAAGAUAAAGACUGAUUCUUGUUUUGUUUUGUUUUGUUUUGUGUACUUGUCUUUCUUUCUGAAAACUGUAUAAUUUUUUUUAUCCUUGAAUAAAAUAAUUCCCAGUAGGCUCUGUCUUAGUUUGGGCUUCUACUACACAAGACCAUAGACUGAGUGGUUUAUAACCAACAGAAAUUUACUUCUGGUAGUUCUGGAGUCUGGGAGUCUGAGAUCAGGAUGCCAGCAUGAUUGGGAUAUGGUGAAGCUCCUUUUCCAGGUGCAGACUUCUUUUUGUACCCUCUAAUCUCCCUCAUGAAGACUCCACUCUCAUGGCCUCAUCUAAUCCUAAUUACCUCUCAGAGGCCCUAUCUCCUCAUACCAUCUCAUUUGAGGGUAGGGUUUCAACAUAAGAAUUUUAGACACAAACAUCAGUCCAUAUCAAGGAUAUUUCUUAACAUCAUGAUCAACAGUGAAUGGUCAAGGGCUCAGUAACAUUCAACGAUGUGACUAUGGCCUUUACCCAGAGGGAAUGGGAGCAACUAGAUCCUGCUCAGAGGAGCCUGUACAAGGACGUGAUGCUGGAGAACUACAGCAACCUUGCCUCAAUGGGGCAUCAAGCUCCUAAACCAGACGUGAUCUCCAAUUUGGAAAAAGGAGAAGAGCCGUGGCUGGGGAAGGGGAAAAGACCUAGGCAAGGUUGUCCGGGUGAAGUAGUGAGACCCAAACAAACAGGAGCCAAUGAAAAAGAAGUCCAGCAAGAUGAGGAUCAGCUAAAGAAUCAACAGGAAUCUCAAAACAAACUCCUUAGGGAAGCUGUACUCAAGAAAAAAACUCUGACUAAGAAGAAAGGCCAUGAAUGCAAUUCACUGGGGAAAAAAGAUGUGAGUACAAAACAUGUUCCUUCAAAAAAAAAGCUUCUUAAAGUUGAUUCACAUGGAAAGAGUUUGAAACAAAAUUUAGACUUACCUGGUCAUAUAAGAAAUUGUGCAAAAAAGAAACCUGGUGUCGCUAAAGGGCACAGGAAAUCAGUCAGCCAUAACUUAUCUGAUACGAAGAACAAAACUCAAACUGGAAAGAAACAUAAGAAAUUAUCCAACCAUAGCUCACCUAAUAAGUGUGACAAAACUCAAACUGGUAAGAAACAUGACAACUUAGUUUGUCAGAGCUUAUCCCAUGCUAAAUGGGAGAAAAUUCAACCUGGUGAGAAACAUGAAAAGUCAUCCAGCCACAGCUCAUCUCCUACUAAGUGUGACAAAACUCAAGCUAAAGUGAAACCCUAUGAAUGUAACCAAUGUGGGAAGGUUCUCAGCCAUAAACAAGGACUUGUUGACCAUCAGCGAAUUCAUACUGGGGAGAAACCAUAUGAGUGUAAUGAAUGUGGGAUAGCCUUUAGCCAAAAGUCACACCUUGUUGUGCAUCAGAGAACUCACACUGGAGAAAAACCAUAUGAAUGUAUGCAAUGUGGCAAAGCCCAUAGCCAUAAACAUGCCCUCACUGACCAUCUAAGAGUUCAUACUGGAGAAAAACCCUAUGAAUGUACUGAAUGUGGAAAGACCUUCAGACACAGCUCAAACCUUAUUCAACAUGUGAGAUCUCACACAGGUGAGAAGCCCUAUGAAUGUAAGGAAUGUGGAAAAUCCUUUAGAUAUAACUCAUCUCUUACUGAACAUGUAAGAACUCAUACAGGUGAAAUACCAUAUGAAUGUAAUGGAUGUGGAAAAGCCUUUAAGUAUAGCUCAUCUCUUACUAAACAUAUGAGAAUUCAUACGGGUGAGAAACCCUUUGAGUGCCAGGAAUGUGGGAAAGCUUUCAGCAAGAAGUCACACCUCAUUAUACAUCAAAGAACUCAUACUAAGGAGAAACCUUAUAAAUGUAAUGAAUGUGGAAAAGCCUUUGGACAUAGCUCAUCUCUUACUUACCACAUAAGAACUCAUACAGGUGAAAAUCCCUUUGAAUGUAAUCAAUGUGGGAAGGCCUUUAAACAAAUUGAAGGCCUUACUCAACAUCAGAGAGUUCAUACUGGGGAGAAACCCUAUGAAUGUAAUGAAUGUGGAAAAGCCUUUAGCCAAAAGUCACACCUCAUUGUACAUCAAAGAACUCAUACUGGGGAGAAACCCUAUGAAUGUAGUGAAUGUGGAAAAGCCUUCAAUGCAAAGUCACAACUUGUUAUACAUCAGAGAUCCCACACUGGAGAGAAACCAUAUGAAUGUAAUAAAUGUAGGAAAGCCUUCAAACAAAAUGCAUCCCUUACCAAACAUGUGAAAACUCAUUCAGAAGAGAAAUCUCAUGAAUGAAAUUAAUGUAGAAAGUCUUUUAACUGAACAGGUGUCAUUUAACCUUAAAAGUAUAGUUGACCCUUAAACAACAUGAGAGUUGACCCUCCACACAACUGACAAUCCACAUACUUUUGAUUUGCCAGAGACUUAGCUACUAAUAGUCUGUUCUUGACCAGAAGCCUUAUCAAUAACAUAAACAGUUGAUUAACACAUAUUUUGUAUGGUAUAUGUAUCAUAUACUGUAUUCUUACCACAAAGUAGCUAGAGAAAAUAAAAUGUUUUUUUCAAACUGUUGCAAAUCUCAAAACAAUUCUCCAAUGUAUCUAUUGAGAUAAGUCUGUAUGUAAGUGGACCCACACAGUUCAAACCCAUAUUGUUCAAGGAUCAACAGUGUUCUGAAUUUAAAGAAUGUUAGAAAGCCUUUAACAAGAAGUCACACCUCAUUACACAUAGAGGAUUUAAAAAUGAAUCUUCACAUAGAAGCAAUAGAUGACAAGUUUAAACUUGAUACCAAGCCCUUAUGGAAAAUAUUGUUUUAAAAAUACUCAGUUAUUAUAAAUGAU
Messenger RNA from Manis javanica (Malayan pangolin), 5737 nucleotides. NCBI's taxonomy places the organism in Eukaryota, Metazoa, Chordata, Mammalia, Pholidota, Manidae. The record is from RefSeq and is a predicted model, not a curated record.